AUGUUUCUACAAUUGACUCCAGUGACAAACAUAGAUGUUAAAGAAGCACUCAUGGAUAUCAUUAAAGCAUCCAUUGAUAAUAAUGCUAGGUUUAAAGAGUUAGAAAAUGAUGAUAGAGAGUAUGAUGAAAGUUAUCGGAGGAAUAAAGAAAGAUUUCUGGAGCAUGAAGAAAGAUUGUGGAAGUAUGUAAAAAGAACGGACCCAAAAAGACAAAAAUUUCAAUCUAAAUGUAUUCAAAUCAGCAAGGAAAUUCUUGAUGAGAAUCCAAUAGUUAUACCCAAUAACCAAGAAAAAGUCAUUGAAGAAAUUGUUAACAAUUACUACAAUCUGAAAAUGAAAAGCACUGGGAAGCAUCAAAGUGAAAAGAAAGCCAUCAUUGGUCAAAUGAGAAUCAAGGUUACAACUGAUAUUAUCACAUUGACAAGACAUGUUCUUGAUGAACAACGUAAAUAUAAAGAUGCAAGUGGAGAUUUGACCACCCUGUUAAAUGCAAUUCAACUUGGUUGUAAAUUUGUAGCUACUAACGUUAGAAAAGCUAGACUUUUAAAUUUAGUUGGACUUGCAGGUGGUGCAACAAAUAUUUCGGGCGAUGAACAAAAAAAAUUAGAUGUGAUUUCCAAUGAGAUUUUUGUUAAUGCACUUUGCUCAUCCGGUAAAGUUGCUGUGAUGGUUUCGGAAGAGGAUGAACAAGCAAUUAUCGUCGAGGAAGGAUUACGUGGAAAAUAUUGCGUUGUUUUUGAUCCACUAGAUGGAUCUUCUAAUAUUGAUGCUGGUGUAAACGUUGGUACAAUUUUUGGUAUUUAUAAAAUGUGUGAAGGAUCUACCGGAAGUAUUUCAGAUGUUCUUAGGCCAGGUUCUGACAUGGUUAUUGCUGGUUAUUGUAUGUAUGGUAGUUCUGCUAAUAUGGUCAUUACACUUGGUAACGGAGUUAAUGGUUAUACACUUGAUAAUGCGAUUGGAGAAUUUAUCCUUACUCAUCCUAAUAUCAGAAUUCCAUCUCGUGGAAAGAUAUAUUCAGUAAAUGAGGGAAAUGAAAAAUAUUGGUAUGAACCAUGUAAGAAAUAUUUCAAUUCACUCAAAUAUCCACCAGAAGGUAAAAAUCCUUACUCAGCUCGUUACAUUGGUUCAAUGGUUGCCGAUGUUCAUCGUACACUGUUAUAUGGUGGAAUUUUUGCAUACCCAGCUGACAAAAAAUCAAAAAAUGGUAAACUUCGUAUCUUAAGAUUAAGAUCAGGUACAACAUGCUUAUCACCUAAAGCAAUUAGUGAUAUUAUUACUGCCAAGAGUAUGGCAAAUGCAUUACCAAUUCUAGCUAUAAAAUAUGUGUUUUAA
Entrophospora sp. SA101 is the source of this 1332-nucleotide messenger RNA. NCBI's taxonomy places the organism in Eukaryota, Fungi, Glomeromycota, Glomeromycetes, Entrophosporales, Entrophosporaceae. The record is from the annotation of a GenBank genome assembly.